CUUAAAAAAAAAAAGAAAAAAACACUUUUUUUUCUUCAGAAUCUCUCUCUUUCUCAAGUCUCACCAUCCAGUUCUUCAUCAAAGAGAAAGAGACAAUGGCUGUUACUGUGAAGAAAAUGGCUUUGAUAGUGACCUUUUUGGGUGUUUUGUCCUUUGUAUUUGGAGUGAUAGCUGAGAAUAAGAAGCCUGCAUCCGCGACCCCCGUCGUCGGAAAAAAUGUCGUUAUCUGCAAAUACCAAUCCGAUAUGACGGUCAUUUUCGGUUAUUUGUCCGUCGGAUUUCUUGCUGCGUCUUCAUUUAUUGGGUUGCUCUCAUUGUUUUAUCCCUACAAAGGAAAGUGUGUCCCUGGUGGGGCUUUCUUCCGGAGCUCUAACUUUGUUGUGUUCUUCAACAUUGCUUUGUUCACAUCGGGACUGGCCGCUGCACUCUUGCUAUGGCCUACACUCACGGAGCAAUUCCACAUCCUACGCAACGUCCACCGCAAUCUCAAAACGGAAUGCCCUACUGCCAAGACCGGUCUCCUCGGUGGCGGUGCUUUCGUGUCCCUUGACGCGUCGCUCUUCUGGUUGGUCGCCCUUAUGUUGGCAGACAAUGCCCGAGAGGACUACUUUGAGGAGUUAGAGAAUUCUUCCAGGGGUGAAUGUGAUCAGAUCAACAAUGGUGAACCUCAUGCCAAUGCUAGUAGCUCAAAGGAGACUGUCUAGAAUUUGACA
This is a messenger RNA of Morus notabilis, 713 nucleotides long. RefSeq lists its product as uncharacterized. The coding region runs from base 96 to 704 and encodes 202 amino acids. The record is from RefSeq and is a predicted model, not a curated record. NCBI's taxonomy places the organism in Eukaryota, Viridiplantae, Streptophyta, Magnoliopsida, Rosales, Moraceae. The transcript has 4 exons.